Messenger RNA from Rotaria sp. Silwood1, 1827 nucleotides. Lineage: Eukaryota; Metazoa; Rotifera; Eurotatoria; Philodinida; Philodinidae. The record is from the annotation of a GenBank genome assembly.
AUGUCUACACAAGAUAUUCAUAAACUUUCAUCUGUAUUACGAUCAAUUGAAAUAAUUGAAGAAAAAACCAAUGCCUUAUAUUCUCAAUAUACAACACUAAUAAAUGAAAAUGAUAAUCUACAUCCACCAGUUAUUGAUGAUACAAAUAUUCAUUUACAAAUAUUUUUUCAACAUUUUGAACAAUUAUUACUAGUUGAUUUAAAAAAUCGAAAAUCAUUAUUAAAUAAUAAUAUAAAUAAACGAAAUUAUUGGAAUUUUUUUUCUGUUGCACUUAAAGAAAGUAAAGCUUUAUAUGAUACUAUAUUAUAUGUUCUUAAUAGUCAAGAAGUAAAAACUUCUACUGGUCGUGGACGUUUAUUUCUUCGUUUUUGUUUACAACAUCAUCGUUUAGGUGAUGUUAUACAACAAAGUUUUAUGAUGGAAAAAAUUGUUAAUCAAUUUUAUAUUGAUGAAUGUUUUUGGUCAACACCAAAAUAUAUGAAUCGUAUUAUUCAAGCAUUAUAUCAAUUAAAUGAUCUUCGAUAUGAUCUUCUUUCACAUUCACAAUAUCAACUUGAUAUUUGUUGGCCAACAAUCGAAUCACUUGAAAAUCGUCCAAAAACAUUAUCGGAUACUGCAGUACGAAUAAGAAAUAAUAGUGUAUCAAGUUUUAUAUCGAUGAAUAGUAUUGAUUCUCAAUCAAUUAUUUCCGUUGUUCCAGAUACUUCAACUUCAAUGCCAAUUUCAACAAUAUUAUUUCAAAAUAUUGAAUCAUCAAUAAAUGAUGGUAGUUCAGCUCAAUCAUUAUCAUCUGUUGAUGAAGAUCCUGAAAAUACAUUAAUUUAUUGGAAACAAAAAUGUCAAGAAUUAGAAAUACAAUUACAAGAAAUAAAUUCAUUAAAUUCAGUAGUAUCAAAUGAUGUUGAAAUUCAAUGUUCUAUGAAUGAAAAUAAUUCUAAUGAAUCAAUUAAUAAUAAUAAUAAUAAUAAUAAUAAUAUAUUAAUUAAUGAGAAUGAACAAUUACAAACAGAAAUUAAUAUAUUAAAAGAAGAAAUAACUAAUUUCAAUCUUCAACUUUCUUCUGUUUCAAUGCAGCAUUUAACAACAACAGAUAAAAUAAAAUCUUAUGAAAAUGAUAUAGUCAAAUAUCAAUUAUUAAUUGAGAAUAAAGAUAGUCAUUUUAAUGAAUUACAACAAAAAUAUGAUGAACAAACAAAACAUUUACAAUUAAUUCAAGAAGAAAAUUUAUCUUAUUCAAAUGAACAAAAUAAACAAAUUGAAUUAUUAAAAAUUGAACUUGAAAAAUCAACAAAAUUACUUGAAAAUGAACGAAUAUUAAUGGAAAAUGAACGAAUUAAACAAAAUAAUAUUCAAGAAAAAUUAGAAGUUUCACUCAAUGAAAUAAAACUUGAUUUUGAAGAAAUGAAACGUCGUUUAGUAAAAGCUAUUCGUGAAAAAGCUGAAUUAUUUAAUUCUCUACAUUCAUAUGAAAUAAAACUUGAAGAAGAACAAUCAAGAAAAUGGAUACCAGAUGAAGAUGUUCUCAAUUGUAUGAAAUGUAAUACAUUAUUUGGAUGGACUAUAAGAAAACAUCAUUGUCGACAUUGUCAAAAAAUAUAUUGUUAUAAUUGUUCAAAUAAUUGGAUACCAGGUUCAAAAGCCAAUUCACCACAAUAUCGUAUAUGUGAUUUUUGUAAUGAAAAAUUAUUAAAAGAAUCUCUUAUGCCUAAUGGUAUAACACAUAAUGAGGCAUUAGAUAAUCAAGAAACAAAAGAUGAAACCGAUUUUCAAUUUGAAGUUCGAGCAGAACGAUUACCAUCAACACCAGAUACACAAUCAACAUCUUAG